Caenorhabditis remanei is the source of this 2592-nucleotide messenger RNA. RefSeq lists its product as uncharacterized. Lineage: Eukaryota; Metazoa; Nematoda; Chromadorea; Rhabditida; Rhabditidae. Gene Ontology annotation, biological process: miRNA catabolic process. Gene Ontology annotation, cellular component: P-body; exosome (RNase complex). Gene Ontology annotation, molecular function: 3'-5'-RNA exonuclease activity; RNA binding. Bases 1 to 2592 code for a protein of 863 amino acids. The record is from RefSeq and is a predicted model, not a curated record. The transcript has 6 exons.
AUGUCAGAAGUCACAGAUCUUGAAACUAUUGAACCACCAACUUCAAAUUCGCUGAAGUCAACAGGGUUCUCAGGCACUGCUAGUGACAACACUCCUAACUCUCUGAAACCAGUUGGGUUCAGCCAAACAGCUACUGGUGGCCAAUUUGGUGCAGCUGCUCCAGUCAAAAGCACACCAAGAAAGCAGCAACCAUUCAUUAAGAACCACUACAACAGUCCCCAAAAAAAUCAGCGGAAAAUCUUCACCGAAUAUAUUUCAAAAGAAGAAUCUAAUGUGGGUAUCAAGAACGGGUCUAUGUUCCGAGGAGUUUUACGGAUAAACCCAAAAAACUACCAAGAAUGUUUCCUGGAUCAUCCGAAAGGAACAAGUUAUUCUGAUGUUCUGGUGUUGGGUCAAAAUCGUAAUCGAGCUAUGCAAAACGAUAUAGUAAUUGUGCAGUUGAGUCCAAAAGAAGAGUGGCUGGUGAAUUACGUCGAGUACGUCAAGUGGUGGGGAUUAAAUAAAAAAGUCGAGCGAAAAUUGGGCAAAACAGAUAACAAUACAAACAAACCGGAAAAGAGAUGUCUUCAAAAUGAAAUCGAUGAUAACGGAGUAACUGUAGAUGAAGUUCCUGAAUCAUGUCUCAUUACUGUUGGAUCCAUUGUGAGAAUUGAUGAAAAGAAACACUUCCGAGUUGCCGCUGGUAAACUUCAACUGAUGCCAAAUAGUGCCAACCCUAACGUUCUAUUUGUGGCCACCGAUUCCAGAAUCCCAAGAAUUCUCAUUCCGAAAAGUGAGGUGGAUCAGGAAUUCUUUUCACGGCCUAAAGAUUUUGAAAAGUUCCUGUACACUGCAAAAAUCAUCGAUUGGCGUGCUGAUUCGGUUUAUGCUGAUGGUCAGCUAAUUAAGCUCUUGGGAGUAUCCGGUGAAAUCGACACAGAGACUGAGCGCAUAGUAUACGAACAUCAAAUUGAUCACAGAGAAUUUACGGAUGAGUGUAUUUCUUCCCUUCCAGUUUCAACAGCAGAGCAAUGGACAAUUCCGGAUUCAGAGUUCGAAUAUCGUCGUGAUUUCCGCAAUGACAUCGUUUUUACAAUCGACCCUAAAACCGCACGCGAUCUAGACGAUGCUCUACAUGCAAAACAUAUCGAUGACUGUGACGGAAAAGGAACACCAGGAGUGGAAAUCGGCGUCCAUAUCGCAGAUGUUACCUUCUUCCUAAAAGAAGGAACGGAACUCGAUCGCUGGGCUUCUGAACGUGGAAACAGUACUUAUCUUUCUCAACUGGUGAUUCCGAUGUUGCCUCGUAUUCUAUGCGAACAAUUGUGCUCUUUGAAUCCCGGAGUUGAUCGUUUGGCCUUUUCAACUGUCUUCAAAAUGAGCUAUGAAGGAGAAUUGAAAGACGUUUGGUUCGGUCGUUCCAUAAUCCGCUCACGUGUGAAACUUGCUUAUGAACAUGCUCAAGACUUCAUCGAGAAUCCAGAUAAGGAAUUCGAAGUUACCGAACUGCCUGGUAUUUCCGACGGAAAUACUCCAACAGAGAUUAAAGAAAAAACUUUGAUGCUUCAUAGAGUCGCGCAGAUUCUUCGGAAAAAACGGGAGGACAGUGGUGCACUGCGUAUCGAGUUACCAAAACUCAAGUUCGUUAUGGAUGAAGCUAAAAGACCUCAAGGAGUGUCUAUUUAUGAAAUAAAAGAUUCCAACAAACUCGUAGAAGAAUUCAUGUUAUUAGCUAACAUGGAAGUAGCAAAAAAGAUUGAAAGCUGCUUCCCAGAUAAAGCUCUUCUUCGAAAUCAUCCACCUCCAAAAGAAAAAAUGAUAAAAGACGUUGCUGAUCAAUGUGCUAGAAUUGGCUUCCCAUUAGACGGAAAGACUUCCGGAAUGCUAUCGACUUCUCUUCGCAAGUAUCAAGGCAACUCUCGUCUCUUCAUGUGCAUUCGUCAAGUGAUCUCAUCGUUGACUAUCAAACCUAUGCAGCAAGCCAAAUAUUUCUGUACGUUCGAAAUGGCACCAUCCUUUUUCCAUCACUAUGCUCUGAAUGUUGACCACUACACCCAUUUCACAUCUCCCAUCAGACGUUAUCCGGAUGUCAUUGUUCACCGUCAACUUGCUGCCUCACUAGGAUACGAUGAGAAGUGCAAUCGAGGUGCUGAAGAAAUUCAGAACAUCUGUACUCGAUGUAAUGAAACCAAGCAAGCGUCGAAAGAGGCAUCGGAAGAGUCUGCAAUGCUUUACUUUGGCGUGUUCAUUCAUUCGACAGGCCGAAUGACUUGUCAAGCAGUGGUUCUCGGGGUUUUGGAUUCGUCGUUCGACGUUUUGAUCGUCGAGUACGGUGUUGUGAAACGAGUUUAUGUUGAUAAAAUGAAGCGAGAGUUCAACAAGCAAUCUGACCAAUUAACUCUUUUCUGGUCAGCCGAUCCCAAUGCAGAAACUGGAAACAAAGACGAGUUUUCGACGCUUAUACAGAUCUGCUCUGUAAUUUCUGUGGUUCUCACCCCAGUAAAAGAUUUCGACGUCAACGCCGUUAUGCUUCGUCCAUCACUUGAGCAGCGAAAAAUUCUCGGAUCGACUCUCAAAGACAUGAUGGAAACCGACUCGAAAAUUCUUGAAUAG